UCCGGGCCCGGGCGGCGGACUGCAACUCCCGGCAGGCUUUGGCUUCCCGGCGGCUCCGGCAGCCGCGCCCGCUGCGUGGUUGGGAAGCGCGGGGCAGGGACGCGCGGCCGCCCGGCGGUGUGCGGGACCCCGUCGUCAUGCACAGAAAACACCUCCAGGAGAUCCCGUCCUCCAGCAGCAAUGUUUCCACCAGCUUCACCUGGGACUGGGACUCCAGCAAGACCUCAGAGUUUCUCUCUGGCAUGGGAGUGUCUGUUCUUAAAAAGGACAAGCUGGGUAAUGAGAACACGCCGCAGGACCUGCUGGUGUCAUCAUCCUGUCCUCCUCAGAAACGGCAGAAGGUGAAGGACAAGGAAAAGGACUUUGUCAUUGUGCGCCGCCCUCGGAUGCUCCGAGAGACAGAGUCAGGUGUUUCUUGGGAUGCACUGCCAGAUGAAUUGCUUUUGGCGGUCUUUGCGUAUUUGCCCCUAAGUGAUCUGCUAAAAGUUUCCCUGGUUUGCAAGAGGUGGCAUCGUCUUUCAUUUGAUGAAUCUCUCUGGCAGACUCUGGAUCUGACUGGUAGAAAUCUGCUGCCAGGAGUGAUUGGACAAUUGCUGCCUGCUGGUGUUACUGUAUUCCGCUGCCCAAGAUCUUGCAUUGGGAAUCCAUUGUUUAAAACAAGCAAACCUCUCAGAGUACAACAUAUGGAUUUAUCAAACUGCACAGUGUCCGUGGUGGAUCUCGAGAGUAUUCUUUGUCUAUGUGAAAGGCUGCAGAACCUCAGCUUGGAGGGGCUAGUGCUUUCUGACAACAUUGUCAAGAGCAUUGCUAAGAAUCACAGCUUGAUGCGACUAAAUCUUUGUGGCUGCUCAGGGUUUUCUGCAGAAGCUUUGGAGCUGAUGUUGAGCAGCUGUUUUGCGUUGGAGGAGCUGAACUUGUCCUGGUGUGACUUCACAGCCACCCAUGUCAAAACAGCAGUCAGUCACAUUACUUCAAAAGUAACCCAAUUAAAUUUAAGUGGAUACAGACAGAAUCUACAAAUAGCAGAUGUUAAAACACUGGUGGAAAGAUGUCCUUUUCUUGUCCAUUUAGAUCUAAGCGACAGCGUGAUGUUGAAGCCUGAGUGCUUCCAGUAUUUUCAUCAACUCAUCUUUCUACAACAUCUGUGCCUUAGCCGAUGUUACCAGAUAUCACCUGCUGCCUUGGUAGAACUCGGUGAAAUUCCAACGUUGAAGACUCUUCAGGUAUUUGGAAUAGUGACUGAUAGCUCCCUCCAGCUCCUCAAGGAAACGCUUCCUGACAUGAAGAUCAAUUGUUCACCCUUCACAAGUAUUGCGAGGCCAACUGUUGGCAGUAAAAAGAACCAUGAGAUUUGGGGCAUCAAAUGCAGAUUGACACUGAGAAACCCUUGUGGCUUAUGAUCACGUGCAAUGCACUGGAUGCAAUGGACACACUGGGUAGUGAAGCUCCUUAAGAAGCAGUGUGCGUGAGCACCUUUAAUCGUAGUACUGUUAUUGUAAAAAGCUUUCUAACUUGGUCUUAUGCCUUAAAGUAGUUUCAUAAAUAUUAUAGUAUUUUUUUACUUAAAGCCUUUAGUAAUCUGAUCUAUGAGCAAUUGUAGGUUGUUUUCAAAGGGGAGUUUUCUUAAAAAAUAUGAAACGUUCACUGUAAUUAAUGUCAGCCUCUGGCAGCUGUUGCAGGUUCUGACGCAGCUUUUGUGCGUUGAGUUGUUCUAAAGGUGCUUUCGGUUAACUUCCAUCUCUGUCAAAUGGCUUGUAGAGGUGCUAGAUGCUUUAAAAAGGUUCAUUAAGGAAUCACCUUCACUUGAGCUUUUGAACUCAAAUUAUGGUAUUAAGUCUAUUGAAAUCCUUCAUUGAACAAGAUGUACAGUAAGAUGAGAAACAGAAUCUGAAUUCACCAAAUUUGGAAACACUGAACAGGGGAAAGGAUGUCUACACAAAAGCAGCUGAGACACUUCAACACUGUACAGGUUCAGAAGCUGUAUUAAGGAACUACAAGGAAAUUUUCUUUUGGUGAUUUGUGGCCUGCUAUCAGCAUCUUUGCUGAUGAUACUAAACUGGGGGGAGUGGCUGACACCCCAGAAGACUGUGCUGCUAUUCAACAAGACCUGGACAGGCUGGAGAGUUGGAUGGGGAUAAAUCUAAUGAAAUUCAACAAGGGCAAGUGUGAAGUCUUGCAUCUGGGAAAGAAGAACCCCAUGUACCAGUACAGACUGGGGAAUGAACUCUUAGAGAGUAGUGUAGGGGAAAGGGACCUGGGGGUCUUGGUGCAGAGCAGGGUGAGCAUGAGACAGCAAUGUGCCCUCAUGGCCAAGAAGGCAUCCUGGAGUAUUUAAAAGGGCUGUGGGCAGCAGAUUGAGAGAGGUUCUUCUCCUCCUCUACUCUGCCCUCCUGAGACCACAUCUGGAAUAUUGUGUCCAGUUCUGGGCCUCACUUCAAGGACAGGGAGCUGCUGGAAAGAGUUCCAUGCAGGGCGACAAAGAUGAUGGAGUAGAGCAUCUCCCUUAAGAUGAAAGGCUGAGGGAGCUGGGGCUCUUUAGCUUGGAGGAGACUGAGGGGUGAGCAUUAAUUUGUAAUUAAUUACAUUAAUUUGUAAAUUAAUGCUUACAAAUAUGUAAAGGGUGAGUGUCAGGAGGCUGGAUCCAGGCUGUUCUCAGUGAUGUCCAAUGAUAGGACAAGGGCCAGUGGGUACAAGCUGGAACAUAACAGGUUCCAAAGGAAACACAAGGAAGAAUUUCUUCAGGGUGAGGGUGAGAUCACAGAAUCAUAGAAUGGUAGGGGUUGGAAGGGACCUUUAGGGAUCAUCUAGUCUAACCCCCCUGCUGAAGCAGGACCAACCUAGAUCAGGUCACACAGGAACUCAUCCAGGCAGUUUUUGAAAACCUCCAGCAAAGGAGAUUCCACAGCCCAUCUAGGCAGCCCAUUCCAGUACUCCCUCACCUUCACACGGAAGAGAUUUUUGUGUUUUUUGGUUCUGAUGCAUAAGUACAGUGUUUGCUCUCUCAAUCUGAAGAAGAGUUCAGGACUAAACACUUGGUGAUACAGAACAGAUUAAUUACUUGGGGGAAAGUGGUAUGAGUACUAGAAUGCAAUAUUUAACUUGCUUUUCUAUAAUAUAGCAAAUACAGCAUUAUCAUGUGAAACUGUU
Molecule: messenger RNA, 3147 nt
Organism: Colius striatus (speckled mousebird)
Lineage: Eukaryota; Metazoa; Chordata; Aves; Coliiformes; Coliidae
Gene: SKP2
Product: S-phase kinase associated protein 2
Exons: 10
Coding region: 138-1400 (420 amino acids)
Biological process (GO): SCF-dependent proteasomal ubiquitin-dependent protein catabolic process
Cellular component (GO): SCF ubiquitin ligase complex
Molecular function (GO): protein binding
Source: RefSeq, a predicted model, not a curated record